Molecule: messenger RNA, 1809 nt
Organism: Aedes aegypti (yellow fever mosquito)
Lineage: Eukaryota; Metazoa; Arthropoda; Insecta; Diptera; Culicidae
Product: tubulin alpha-8 chain
Exons: 2
Coding region: 242-1588 (448 amino acids)
Biological process (GO): mitotic cell cycle; microtubule cytoskeleton organization
Cellular component (GO): cytoplasm; microtubule
Molecular function (GO): structural constituent of cytoskeleton; GTP binding
Source: RefSeq, a predicted model, not a curated record
AUAACCAAGAACAAUGCACGAUAAGAACAAAGAAAGUACAGUGACGGUGUGCUUCUGUCAAAGCAGCUUCCAUCUGCAUUGCAUCUGGAAGCCAUAACGUGCGUUUGGUGUAAUAAUUUAGUGUGCCGUUUUAGAACUCUUCGUGGUAUUUAAAUUUGUGUUGUGUCGUUAUCUGUGCACUGAAUAACUACGCUCAUCGAAAAGAUUUUAUUAGCAUCGAAUUUAAAAGUUACUCCAGAAUAUGCGCGAGGUACUCUCGAUCAACAUUGGACAGGCGGGAUGCCAGAUUGGCAAUGCGUGUUGGCAGCUUUUUACCCUGGAGCAUGGCAUCCAGGCGGAUGGAACCGUCAGCGAAAAGGUGCCAAUCGAUGAGAACAUGGCAGCAUUCUUCCACAAUACGGAUUCCGGCCGGGUGGUCCCGCGAAACAUCUUCAUCGACUUGGAGGAGUCGGUCAUAUCCGAGUUAAAGAGUGGCCCGUAUAAAUAUCUGUACCAUCCUCUGCACAUGAUCGCCGGCAAGGAGGACGCAGCCAAUAACUAUGCCAGGGGUCACUACACGGUUGGGAAGCAAAUCAUCGAACAAGUUUGUACGUCGAUCCAAAAACAAGCAGAACAAUGCGACGGAUUGCAGGGAUUCUUGGUGUUUCAUUCAUUUGGCGGUGGAACUGGUUCAGGGUUCACAUCACUGCUGAUGCAACGGUUGGCUUCAGAGUUCGGCAAGAAGUGCAAGCUGGAGUUCGCAGUGUACCCCUCUCCAAGGAUUUCAACGGCCGUUGUUGAGCCGUACAAUACUGUCAUUUCUACAAGCACUACCAUGGCCAAUUCCGACUGUUGCUUCAUCAUGGACAACGAGGCGACCUACGAUAUCUGUUCGAAAAACUUGCAAAUCGGUCGACCGGAUUACAUCCAUUUGAACACGCUGGUGGCCCAGGUCGUAUCUUCAGCCACGGCUUCGCUGCGAUUCAAAGGCACGAUGAAUGUGGAUUUGAACGAGUUUCAAACAAAUCUUGUACCAUAUCCCAGGAUUCACUAUCCUCUAGUGUCGUACGCACCGUUGCUCUCUGCCUCCAAGGCACAGCACGAGUACUCGUCCGUGUCAGAGAUCACCAAUGCGUGUUUCGAACCGUCCAACAUGAUGGUCAAAUGUGAUCCCCGCCACGGAAAGUACAUGGCCUGUUGUAUGCUGUACCGUGGAGACGUAGUUCCCAAGGACAUCAACAGUGCGAUCGCGGCCAUCAAAAGCAAACGGCACAUCACUUUCGUAGAUUGGUGUCCAACCGGGUUCAAGAUCGGCAUAAACCAACAGGCCCCGAGCGUUCUUCCUGGGGGCGAUUUGGCGAAACCCAAGCGAGCGGUUUGUAUGCUCUCGAAUAGUACGGCCAUGUCCGAGGCGUGGGCUCGUGUUGACCAGCAGUUCGACCUGAUGUACCGGAAGCGGGCCUUUGUGCACUGGUACGUUGGAGAAGGCAUGGAGGAAGGCGAAUUCAGCGAAGCACGUGAAGAUCUGGCAGUUCUGGAGCAGGACUACGAGGAAGUGGCCGGCGAUACGCAGGAUCCCGACGGGGUGGGUUCGGAUUAUGAGUACUAAAUACUUGAGUAGUGGUGGUUUCUGUACAAAUGUACUAUUUCGUGUAUUUGUUUUCUUCUGUAAGCUAAGUCUAAAUAAACAUUUACAAUUAGGGGUUCAAUAAAGAUUAUCAUAAUUGUCCUGUAAUAAUUUUUAAACCGGUUUAAUACCAUUUUUGAGCUCUUAAUUAUUUAUGUGACGAAAAUAUCAUUAAGUUACGUUUGAGUGACUAGAAGUAAGUA